CCUCGCUGCUGAUGCACUGUGACCAACUGGCCGGUCUUCUGUGCCACGAUGAAAUAGCGAUCUUCAAACUAGAGACAUAGAAUUCUGAUAUGUGAAAUCCCAUUGCAAGAAACCACCUGAGAAGAAGCAGGACCCUGACCAUAUUGAAGAAAAUGGCAUCCCAGGGAGAAGCCUGUGAGCAGAGAAUUUACGAGUUUGAUGAUGAUUUGGCCUCUGAGUUCUCUGCUCUUCUUGGUGUGGACGCACUUCGGAUCUUAAAGAGACAGCAUGAAGAAGACCACAAAGAACGAAUGAAGAUGAAGAAAGGUUUUAACUCGCAGAUGCGCAGUGAAGCCAGAAGAUUAAAGACUUUUGUGAUCUAUGAGUCAUUCAAAUCAUGGACGCCUCAGGACAUGGCAGCUGCUGGGUUUUACCAUACCGGGGUGAAACUUGGGGUGCAGUGCUUUUGCUGUAGCUUAAUCCUCUUUAGCACCAGACUCAAGAACCUUCCUAUAGAAAUCCACAAGAAAUUACGUCCAGAAUGUGAGUUCCUGUUGGGCAAAGAUGUCGGUAACAUUGGCAAGUAUGACAUAAGGGUGAAGAGUCCAGAGAAGACACUGAGAAGCGGCAAAGCACAGUUGAAGCAAGAAGAGGAGGCCAGGCUGGAGUCCUUUGAGAAGUGGCCUUUUUAUGCCCAUGGGACCUCGCCACGUGGACUCUCCGCAGCCGGCUUUGUCUUUACAGGUGAAAGGGACACUGUGCAGUGCUUCUCCUGCGGUGGAUGCCUGGGAAACUGGGAAGAAGGAGACGAUCCCUGGAAGGAGCAUGCCAAGUGGUUCCCCAAAUGUGAAUUUCUUCAAAGUGAGAAAUCGUCAGAGGAAAUUGCCCAGUAUAUUCAGAGCUACGAGGGAUUUGUUCAUGUAACGGGAGAACAUUUUGUGAAUUCCUGGGUCAGAAGAGAAUUACCCAUGGUAUCAGCUUACUGCAAUGACAGCGUCUUUGCUAAUGAAGAAGUGAGGAAGGACACUUUUAAGGACUGGCCCCACGAGUCACCUGUGGCUGUUGAAGCUCUCAUCAAAGCAGGCCUUUUCUACACAGGCAUAAAGGACCUUGUCCGGUGCUUUUCCUGUGGAGGAUGUAUGGAGAAGUGGGAGGAAGGUGACGACCCAUUAGCAGACCACACCAAGUUUUUCCCAAAUUGUGUAUUUCUUCAAAACCUGAAGUCCUCUGCAGAAGUGAUUCCAGGCCCUGAGAGCCACCAUGCACUUCCGGAAUCCAGGGAAAUCACAAGUAAAAGCAAUCACGAGGACCCAGUUCAUCCCACCAAGGCUGGGUUGGCUUCGAGGGAAGCCCAGUGGUUUCAAGAGGCAAAGAGUUUGAGUGAGCAGCUGCGAGGCGCCUACACCAAAGCUACUUUCCGCCACAUGAAUUUGCCAGAGUUGUGCUCCAGCCAAGGCACUGACCAUUUGCUUAGCUGUGAUGUGUCCAUCAUUUCAAAGCACAUCAGCAGGCCAGUGCAAGGGGCCCUGACAAUCCCCGAGGUCUUCGCCAAUCUCAGCUCGGUCAUGUGUGUGGAGGGGGAAGCUGGCAGUGGGAAGACAACCUUCCUGAAGAAAAUAGCUUUUCUCUGGGCAUCAGGGUGCUGUCCCCUGUUGAACAGGUUCCAGCUGGUCUUCUAUCUCUCCCUUAGUUCCACCAGACCAGACCAGGGUCUGGCCAGCAUCAUCUGUGCCCAACUCCUAGAGGCAGGAGGCUGUGUUGGUGAAGCGUGCCUGAGCAGGAUCAUCCAGCAGUUAAAACACCAGGUGCUGUUCCUGUUGGAUGACUAUAAUGGGGUGCACUUGCUCCCCCAAGCCCUAGAGACACUGAUUACCAAAAACUACUUGUCACGAACCUGCUUAUUGAUUGCUGUCCAUACAAACAGGACGAGGUCCAUCCGUCCAUACCUGGAUACAAUUCUAGAGAUCAAAGAUUUUCCUUUCUAUAAUACUGUCUCUGUAUUACGGAAGUUCUUUUCACAUAAUAUAAUCCGUGUACAAAGGUUUUUCAAUUACUUUGGAAAGAAUGAACAUCUGAGAGGAAUUAACAAAACUCCUCUCUUCAUGGCAGCCGUCUGUACUGACUGGUUUCAAAAUCCUUCUGACCAGCCCUUUCAUGAUGUGGCCAUUUUCAAGUCCUAUAUGAAGUACCUGUCCUUAAAGUACAAAGCUGCAGCUGAGGCCCUCAAGGCCACUGUGUCCUCAUGUGGGCAGCUGGCCUUGAGAGGGCGUUUUUCUUCAUGCUUUGAGUUCAACAAUGAUGACCUCACAGAGGCCGGAGUGGAUGAAGAUGAAGACCUGACCACCUGCUUGAUGAGCAAAUUCACCGCCCAGAGGCUGAGACCAGUCUACCGGUUUUUAAGUCCUCUCUUCCAAGAAUUUCUUGCUGCCAUGAGGCUGACUGAACUCCUGGGUUCAGACAGGCAGGAAGACCAAGAUCUGGGAAUUCAUUAUUUGAGACAAAUUAACUCGCCCUUGAAGGCUCUGACCACCUACAACAACUUUUUGAAGUAUGUCUCCAGCCACACUUCAUCAAAGGCAGGGCCAGAAGUUGUGUCUCAUUUGCUUCAGUUGGUGGAUGAGAAAGAGUCACUGGAGAACAUGUCUGACGAUGAGGACUACAUGAAGCUCCACCCAGAAGCUUCACUGUGGAUGGACUCCAUUAGAGGAUUGUGGCAGUUAUCUCCUAAACUUUUCUCUUCAUUAAUUUCAGAGUAUUUAGUGAGCAUUGCUUUAAACUUUGCUUAUGAAAGCAACACGGUUCGUGCAUGUUCUCCAUUUAUUUUGCAAUUUCUUCAGGGGAGAACACUGACUUUAAAAGUAUUGAAUUUACAGUACUUUUGGGAGCACCCAGAAAGCCUGUUAUUAUUGAAGAGUAUUGAGGUCUCAAUAAAUGGAAAUAAGUGGGUACAGCAAACAUAUUUGUCAUUAAUAGAAAAAAGUUUGGAAACAUUACAGCCACCAACUGUAGAUCAGGACUAUGCAUCUGCCUUUCAACCCGUGAAUGAAUGCAAGAAAGAUUUGGCUGAAAAAGAAGAGAUCGUGAGGAACUAUGCAGAUAUCCGACACCAGGCCCCACCAAAUAUCAGUACUGGCUAUUGGAAACUGUCACCUAAGCCACACAAGAUCCCUAGGUUGGAAGUUGCAGUGGCCAACAUGGGCCCAGCAGACCAAGCACUGCUCCGGGUCCUAAUGGAAGUCUUCUCAGCUUCACAGAAUAUUGAGCUCUGCUUGUCCAACAGCAGUGGCUUUUUUGAAAGCAUCUGCCCAGCUCUGGAGCUGAAUAAGACCUCUGUCACCAAGUGCUCCAUGUGCAGGCUGGAGCUCAGCACAGCAGAACAGGAGCUGCUUCUCACCCUGCCUGCCCUGCAGUCUCUUGAGGUCUCAGAAAUGAACCAGUUACCAGAUCAACUCUUUGCUAACUUGAACAAGUUCCCCGGCCUGAAAGAACUGUCUGUGAGACUAGAUGGCAAAGCAGAUGUGCUUUCAGUCCUUCCUGGAGAGUUCCCAAACCUCCACCACAUGGAGAAGUUAUCCAUCCAAACUUCUAUGGAGUCUGAUCUCUCCAGACUAGUUAAAUUGAUUCAGAACUCUCCAAAUCUUCAUGUCUUCCAUCUGAAAUGUGAUUUCCUUUUGAAUUGUGAGUCUCUCAUGGCUGCACUUGCUUCCUGCAAGAAACUCAGAGAGAUUGAGUUUUCUGGACGAUGCUUUGAAACCACACCAUUUGUCAACAUAUUGCCAAAUUUUGUUUCUCUGAAGACAUUAGAUCUUAAUUGCCAAAAAUUUCCAGAUAAGAAAACAUCAGAAAAGUUUGCACUGGCUCUGGGUUCUCUCAGGAACCUGGAGGAACUGCUUCUUCCCACUGGAGACGGGAUUCACCAAGUGGCUAGACUGAUUGUCCAGCAGUGUCUGCAGCUUCAGCGUCUCCGAGUUCUUGCCUUUCACGACACCUUGGAUGACGACAGUGUGCUGGAAAUUGCCAAGGGAGCAACCAGCAGAGGCUUCCAAAACCUUGAGAACUUAGACCUUUCAAUGAAUCACAAAAUUACAGAGGAAGGAUAUAGACACUUCUUUCAAGCCCUCAACAACCUGCCAAACUUGCAAGAGCUGAACAUUUCCAGGCAUAUCCCAGAACGAAUCCAAGUGCAGGCCACCACUGUCAAGGCGCUGAGUCAGUGUGUGAUGAGACUGCCCAGACUCACCAGGCUCAGGAUGCUCAGCUGGCUCCUGGAUGAAGAGGACAUGAAAGUGAUGAAUGCUAUGAAAGAAAGACACCCUCAGUGCAAAUGCUUGAUUAUUCACUGGAAAUGGAUAGUUCCAUUCUCUCCUGUCAUUCAGAAGUGAAGGAUGCAGCUGAAGGCUACCGACAGUUCUACAAACCCAAUAUUCAAAUACAUUUUACUUUAACUGACUAUGGGAUAAUCCCAGCAUUUAGGAGACUGAGGCAGGGAGAUCAAGAAGUUGAGUUCACCCUGGGUUACAUAACUAGUCCUUACUUUAGACCUACAUCAAAAUCAAACUGUUUCAUAACUAUUGCAUAUACAAGAAUGGCCAGGCUGGUAACUGUUUGAGCGCCUGCAUGCCUACAUUGAGCUAUGAUGAACAGUGCCUUGGCAGUCCUUACAUAGUCAUGUUUAAAGAUGAGAGCUUCAGUCACGUUCAUACAGAAAACCCUCCAUUUCCAAGGUCAGCCAGAAGGGAGGGGCUGGGGAAAGAACACUGAUCUAUGUAAAAAACACAGCAUGGGAGGAGUAUUUGAUGGAGGUUAGAAACAGUUUUAGUAUUGAAUUAGUCCCACACAUGAUGAAGUCCCACACAUUUAUUCCUCAGCACUUACAAGUCAACUUCAUGCCGGAGCCAGCCAGGCAGAGUCGAAUGGUUCUUGAGUUGGGUGUGAGGAUUAAAAUUAAUAAAACACAGGAAACUUUUUAAA
Messenger RNA from Meriones unguiculatus (Mongolian gerbil), 4950 nucleotides. RefSeq names its product baculoviral IAP repeat-containing protein 1b-like. Lineage: Eukaryota; Metazoa; Chordata; Mammalia; Rodentia; Muridae. The transcript has 16 exons. Gene Ontology annotation, cellular component: IPAF inflammasome complex. The record is from RefSeq and is a predicted model, not a curated record. Gene Ontology annotation, biological process: inflammatory response; detection of bacterium; pyroptotic inflammatory response. The coding region runs from base 153 to 4361 and encodes 1402 amino acids. Gene Ontology annotation, molecular function: ATP hydrolysis activity; ATP binding; cysteine-type endopeptidase inhibitor activity involved in apoptotic process.